This is a messenger RNA of Galdieria sulphuraria, 3563 nucleotides long. RefSeq lists its product as hypothetical. Lineage: Eukaryota; Rhodophyta; Bangiophyceae; Galdieriales; Galdieriaceae. The coding region runs from base 79 to 3537 and encodes 1152 amino acids. The record is from RefSeq and is a predicted model, not a curated record. Gene Ontology annotation, molecular function: protein binding. The transcript has 22 exons.
ACAAUGGAUGUUGUUGAAAUUUCAUGAAAUCCAUAAAUAUCUCGCAGAUUCCAUUUGACGAAGUAUUCUUGUUCGACUAUGGAAAGAAAAAUUUCUUUUCAAAGCAUCCUAUUCCAACAAUCAACAGGUUCUUGCCACUGCCGCAUAUUAGCUUGCAGUAGAGGUUACUGGUAUAUUAAAUUGUCGAUAUGGAAUCGUAGAAUCCUCAGGAACCGUGGAAUACAAAACAGUAGGCAGAUAUCCGCUAACCAAACUUUCCUUUCGCAAGAAAGUGGCCUUCCUGAUCAAGGCGAAGUCGUUUCACCUAUACCGAAUUCUUUAACUCGCUUAUCUGAGAACAGCCUUUCUGCCUUAAUAGCGGCCACAGAGGCAGGCUAUAAAAGACUAUUGAUUGAUAUAGACUUUGAACAAGGUGAUUCAACGUAUACGACAUUUAAAAACGCUGUUCCAUUUUUACGUGAGUUACUGAGGGUGAUAGAAAGUCGAAAUUGGCAGACUACUACAACGCUUUUGUUCCCUGAUGAAGGAAGUGCGGCCUUUGCAAGAAAGGAUUGGAAUAUUUCCAAGUGUUCGUUUUUGAGUUUUGGAUCAUAUUCUGGAAAGGACAGUAGCCAAGAUUGGUUGAUUAUGAUAUGUCCAUCUGCUGUUGAUGUGGAAGCUAUGGAACAAAUCGUCAACAGAGAGUCACCAUUCUUAAGUAAAGAUGCUCGUCCAAUCAUACUUAUCAAUCCUAAACUAGUGGAUAUGGGAGCAACAGGUCUAGGUUUUAAUGCAAGACAGCUUCGACAACAGUUCCUGAGCACAUUUGAGUCGAUUUAUUUUCUUCGGGUAUAUACGUGGGGAGUCGUAGUUCGUCAAUAUCCAUUCCGUUGGAGUGUUUGGUUGGAUACAGCGAACUCUGAUGAAAACAGUUCUUCAGAGGAAGCUCCUUAUAGGUUGUUGAGAACCUUUGAGAAUAAGCCUAAUGAUGACACUAUUCAAGAAAUAUUUCUAAAGUCCGUUCAAAAGAAAACCUUUGGAACGCAAAGGAAGAAUUGGUUUCAAUCCUUUGUUGAUUUUCUAAAGNGAUUGGAGGAAAUGAGUCAUACGGCUUCCUUUUCCGUAAAAAUAAAGACUUUGGACUCUACAGAAUAUGAAGUCUCUGUAACCAACGACACCAGUGUUCUACAACUGAAACAAAGACUAGUGGAGUUGACAGGAAUUCCUUCGGAAAGACAAAGAGUUAUAUUUCGAGGACGAGUUUUGAGUGAUGACCGUACCCUCGGCGACUAUAAAGUUGAGCAAGGGAAUGCUUUGCAUUUGGUUUCCCGACCAGUGUCCUCAGGGACGGAAAGUACUUCGAGAACUGCUGACAGCAACGUCUCGUCCAACGAAGUGCCUUCAGAGGGAAUGGGCAUUCCAAGGGGAGCAUCGGUUUUUAUUGGUUCUAUGAACAUACCUAUAGGUUCAGAAGAGAUUACUGGAGUUGCCGGUUCCAUCAUCCAAUCUAUUCAACAAAUGAUGAGGUUUGCUCAAAGUCGUUCGCAGUUUUCUGGUCAAAAUGCCCAGCCACAAAAUAUAGAACAGAUCCUGAGAAACACGUUUCAUUCCGCGCGUCAAAUCUAUCAACAAUUGCAACAGCAAGUCUCACAGACACAACCAGAUGACCCAACCUUUCCCCAACAGUUACCUUCCAACACGGCAAGCUUGUUAAGCAGUUGUCGUCUACUUGAGCGCUUUUUGGAGUCUAUGAUCAUGAACUUGGAGUCUCAAAGGAAUACUAAUGAAACUGAUUCCAUUCGAGGAAUUUCGUCUCGUGUAACUACAACCUUGUCUUUAUUUGUUCCAUUAUUUUCACAAAUACUGAGUGGCUCACGUGCAUUUACUAAUUCGAUGCAAUCAACUCAGGCGAACAAUGUGAAUAGAGAAAACACAAAUGAACCGCAACCACAACAGCAAAUGUUACAGAAUAUAUUGCAGUCUUUUGCUCCUCAAAUCACGAACAUGAUGCAACAAAUGUUUUCGUCUGCAACAAGUGGAGUUAAUGCACAAGGGUUUAUUCAUAUCGAUAAUCUUGGUACUCCGAUAAACGCAAAUACUUCAAAUCAGCCAACAUCAGAUCGUAGUCCAAAUAUAUUUGUCUCGCAAGCUUCAGCACAAACCAACAGUGACACGAAUACAACGGAAGGUACUCAAACAGAUGCAGGAUUCUUUAUGAACUUGGUCAAUCAACUAUUGUCAUCGUUUCAACAAUCUCUUGCAGCUUCCAGAGCCAAUCCUCACUUAGUUUCACAAGGCCCCAACAAUGAUGUUGGAUUACCUUCAGUUAGCAGUGUUCUUCGCUCGUUUAUCUCUCGGGACCAAAUGGAAGAAGCAAGCAUCAUGGAAAGAAUAAUUGGCAUUGUAGGAGAUCAGCUGUCCUUCUUAGACCUCAUCGGACUGUCUCAAGGGAACACGAGUUGCAUUAGGCGAAUUCGUAGGCCAGUUCGAGAACAGUUAUUAACUCAGAUUUUCCCCGGUGAAGGAGACUUAUCAGUUCAAAUUCGUGACGUUGUUGAGAGGAUUGUCGAUAACGAGAUAGGUCCGGAAUUGGAGAGAUUCAAUAAUCUUCCAAAUGUUCAAGAAAGACUUACAGAAACCGAGAUUCGUAACAAGAUGGUGCCCAUCGUGAAAAAACAUCUCGAGAACUUAUUUCACUAUCUGCUGGAAAUAGAUGUUUACUCUGAUGAAGAAUUUGAAAGUACUUGUCGUUCUUGGAGUUAUCAAGUAGCAGGAGAAAUGACUUAUACUUUAGCGACGAUGAUGCGCAAUGGACGUUCAGACGCUUUGGAGAGUUUGAGAGAAUAUAUUUCGACUCGAGCAACCGAAACUUUUGGUACACAACUUGGUGCCAUAGCAGCAAUUGGAAGUGUAGCAAUCGUUCAUUUUGCGACUGAUGCGUAUGAUCAGUGGGAGUUGCAGCAUUCAUCUCGAACUAUAAGAGAUGAUGGAGGACCACGAGAAUUGAACUUGAAUGCAGGAUCAGGUGAUGCUACACAAGUCAUUGCUCAAGAACAACUUAAAGCAGCAGCUGCUGAGUUAUUGGCAGAAAUGGAAAUAGACUCUGACCAUGCAACAAGUUCGCAAGCAAUGAAUGCAUCUUCGUCACAAAGAGAUGCACAAAUGCGUCUAGUUGAGAAUUUUCGUCAUUCUUUGGGACAAAGUCUUCCUUCACAAGUUGUCGAGGACUUGACACAUCGUGUCCUGCGAGAUCUGGAUCAUUUGAAGAAUGUGAAACGGAAACCUUUAAGUAAAGCAUAUCGAAGAGGAUAUUCUGACUCUGAUAUGCAUGAAAGAGCAGCAGAUACUCCCAAAUCCUUAUCUGCCGAGGACUCACACAAAUUUGCAAAGCAUUUAUUAAGGCAGGCAAUGCAAGAGGCUGAAGUUUCCGAUGAAGAAAUAGAACAGAUACUUGCUCGGUUUGAUCAAGAAAGAAUUGGCGAAGUGUACAGCGACGAACUGAUAAGAAGCUUUUCUUCACGAGUCUGGUGUGACUCAGACUGUCAAGAAGAACGGUAAGGCCUACUUUCUAUUUGAGUGUUUGG